Messenger RNA from Thelazia callipaeda (thelaziosis nematode), 669 nucleotides. The record is from the annotation of a GenBank genome assembly. Lineage: Eukaryota; Metazoa; Nematoda; Chromadorea; Rhabditida; Thelaziidae.
AUGGGUAAGCGGAAAAGAUCAGAAAUGAACACAGAAAUCUACUCAAAAAAAAAAAAGUUUCAAGACAAUACCAAUGUUGAGGAUACAGAUUUAAAUGCAGUAGAUCCGGCUUUGUUGGAAGUACGUGGUUGGCAAAAUGUUGCUACGUGCAGUAAGUUCAAAGUUGGCAUGAGUCGAUACGUUGGUUUGAGUUAUCGGAAGGCGAAGAAAAUUAUGGCUAGCGAUACAAAUUGCGAUUUGCUUCUCGAGAUAGAAAAACGUCAUAUAACACUAGGGUGGCAUCUAUUAGGAAAGGCGAAGAGUGCUAUUAGUUACAUCUUAAAAUGUUCGCUUGGUCAGUAUAGAGAUUCAUUAAAUGGUGUUUUGUUAUCUAUUGGGAAAGCAAAAUAUGUUGAUUAUCCUUUGUGUAUCGCAGAUCAACCGUGCAUGCACAUAGAUCUCAACGUGCAUUGUAUUGUUUUCCGUCCCAAAAAAGAUCAUGUUUAUGAAUGCUCAAUAACAGCCAUUGAUAAGAAGUUUAUCACAGCAAAAUUGUACAAUACGAUAACAUUUUUUGCUCCUAUAAAAGAUGGAAAAAAGUGUUUCAUUAUUCGUGAAAAGGUGCUUAUCAAGUUUUCCCACAUCGAAAUCAAAGGUUCACUGUGUCAAAUGAAAGGAACGAUCGCAUAA